Messenger RNA from Endocarpon pusillum Z07020, 945 nucleotides. RefSeq lists its product as uncharacterized. Lineage: Eukaryota; Fungi; Ascomycota; Eurotiomycetes; Verrucariales; Verrucariaceae. The transcript has a single exon. The record is from RefSeq and is a predicted model, not a curated record. The coding region runs from base 1 to 945 and encodes 314 amino acids.
AUGCCUGUCAAGGAGAUCCUCAUCCUCCGGCACGGUCAUCGUUUAGCGUGGACCUUCAACCCCCAGACCCAAACUUAUACCUCUACCCAUCCGUUCCCUACGGAUCUCCCGGCCGAUCCACCACUGGCUUCACAUGGCGUACGCCAAAGUCACGAAACUGCUGCCCAUCUCUCUAAACUGCUACUGCCUCAAGUUAAGGAAGACCGGCUCGUGAUCUACUGCUCGCUGUUCUACCGAUGUCCGGAAACACUACAGCCUAGCAUUGAAGCUUUUCAGGAAAUGGGGUGGAAGGGUAAGGUUCGGGGGGAGAGGGGUAUGGGGGAGUGGUUUGGAGCUGCGCCGUUUGAGCAGCCUGUCUCGGGUGAUCCGGAGUUUUUGCGGGAUCGUUUCUUUCCUUGGUUGGAAGGGCGUAUGUCACGAGUCUUGCCGAACAGCCAUGGAGAGACGAUUGAUGAGUUGCAUGAUCGGGUGGCGAGGGCUUUCGAGGUGAUUGUCAGGGAGGUGGAUAGGGAGUAUGAGGAGAAGGGAAGCGCAGGAGAGGACGUUACAGUGCUGAUUUGUGGACAUGCGGCACCGAUAAUUGCAAGUGGGAGGAUUUUGACAGGGAGAAUGCCCAAGGACUCGUCGGAGGAGGAUUUCAAGUGCUUCACUUGUGGGCUGAGUCGCUUUGUUAGAAGGGGUAAAGCGACCGCAGAGUUGUCUGAUACAGAGGCGGCGCAAGAGGCAAUGGAGUGGAGGACCAACGGCGGAGUGGCUGGAGGCUGGGCCUGCACGAUGAACAGUAGCUGUGAGCAUCUCAGUCAAGGUGAGGAGAGAGGUUGGCAUUUUGUUGGGGAUGAGAGCUUUGAUUCUUAUGGACCGCCUCGAACCUUCGGCGGGGACAACAGUGAUUGCAAGAAGAUAGAGGAUACCAAUGAGAGUAGGACUGACAGUGCAAAGCUAUGA